AUGUGCGCGAAGUCUGUGUUCAAUGAAUUGGCGCUCAAUUGCACACAAACUGGCGCUCAGUCUCGCAGUCACUGCCACUGUCUGAAAGACCUCACAUCUCUUGGGACAUCCGUUUCAUUGUCUUCGGGUGUCUUCACUGACACACAACAGACACACACAAUGAUGGCGUCCAUCCCAAUGAGUCCACAUUUGACCGAAAGUGAGCUCUCGAUGGAAAACAUGCGAAUCAAGAGCCGAAUAAUGAGUCGGAAAGCCAUGAAACUGAUGGACAACACGAACCAAAUGAAUGGUCUGACCAUCAGUGCCAUCAACGGUCACAUCAAUGGUCAGCCCAUUGUCCGCUCCAUAAAGACAAUGACUCCCAAUGGCAACGGUUCCCGAUUCGUACUCAACGGCAACACUAACUUCAGUUCACUUCGUAUUGAAGACCCAAAGAAAGUGGAGGACACGACUGACGAUGACGUGAAGCUAAUGUUGGCCACGAUUCCGGAGAUUAGCCGCCAUUUCGUGGUGUGCGGGAAGUUAGGAGAGGGAACCUUCUCGAAGGUCUUCAGAGCCAAACAUCUGCACAAUUCGAGCAAAGAAUAUGCUCUCAAAUACAUUAUCCCAACCAUCAGGCCGUCGAGGAUUGCUUCCGAACUGCGAUAUCUUCGCGAUUUGGGCGGCAAUAAGAAUAUCAUUGAUCUCAAGACCUGCUUCUUCUCGAGAGGUCACACCGUCUUAGUUAUGCCUAUCUUUCCGCACCAGAAGUUCACUGAUUAUGUCAACCAAUUGUCUGUCGAGGAAGUGAAGCACUAUAUGAAGAAUCUGUUGAUAUCACUGGAAAGGGUCCACUCUUUUCAAGUGAUCCACAGAGACGUAAAACCGGCGAACUUUCUGUACGACCGCAAGACUCGGAGGUAUGCGUUAGUGGACUUCGGAUUGGCUCAGAAUGAGAGGGAACUGUUGGUCAGGACUUAUACUAACGGCGCGUUCAGACGAUUGCAUUCAAGCAAAGACUUGCCGAUCGAUAAUAAGUUCAAAAUUCCCGAUAAUAUCAAAACCAACAGCACUUCCGUUGCGAAGCGGUUGGCGUUAAACGAUUGCACGACUUCUGCCACUAAUAACACCGGAAACACAAACUCUUUGGUCAGAAAUGAGAGCAAAUGGCAGAUCAGAAAGAGGUCUCGAAAUGAGGCACAGCUUAUGGAGAGGUCUAAAGUGGCGCCGAAGAGGGCGCGACUCGAGUCCACACGAGUCGAGUCGAGUGUCUUUAAUUCCCCGAUCACUCCGACUGUGUUUAAGUCGCCGACGAGUAAGCCUUCCGUCACCACCACUACAGAGAUAAUGUCGACACCAGUCAAGUGCGGCAUUUCUAUUAUUCCCGAAACGCCUCCGAAAACAAUUCAGAAGAAUCUGAACAAAGCGUUGAAUAUUGAGACCAACGAAGAGGUGUUUCCCAAAGAAGUGAACGAAACGCCGAAGUCUUCUCGUUAUAAAUCUGCCAAAAGGUCCCGAAGUGUAGUCAAUAGGAGUAUUGAUCUCAAGUGCGAGUGUUUGGGCGCCAAUCAGGUCUGCAAUACAUGCAAAGCAAAGCCAGAACUCGUGGCUCCGAGGGCUGGAACGCCGGGCUUUCGAGCGCCUGAAGUACUCCUCAAAUACUUAUUACAAACCACUUUAAUCGACAUCUGGAGCGCUGGUGUGAUAAUGGCUUCACUAUUGAGCGGAAGGUACCCCUUCUUCCGCAACACCGAUGACAUGACAUCAUUGGCUGAAAUCAUCACAAUAUUUGGUUCCAAACGUCUCCUCAAAACCGCCAAAGAUUUGGACAAAACUCUCGUCAUUUCGAGUAAUUAUCUUCCGAUGAAUUUGAAGCAAAUCUGCGAACGCCUCAGAGGGAAGGGAUCGACAUUCAAAGCUCCCGACUCUGCAUAUGAUCUGUUGGACAAACUCUUGGACCCAAACCCUAAGACCCGAUGGAGUGCUUCCAAAGCAUUGACUCAUCCAUUCUUCUCAGACGAUACGAAUUAACUAAUUUUCAGACAUUAAAUGAAUUGUUAGUAGAAUUUAUUCCCA
This is a messenger RNA of Oppiella nova, 2055 nucleotides long. Lineage: Eukaryota; Metazoa; Arthropoda; Arachnida; Sarcoptiformes; Oppiidae. The record is from the annotation of a GenBank genome assembly.